GUGCCUACUGAUGGAAAUGCGGGCCUCUUGGCAGAACCCCAAGUGGCCAUGUUUUGUGGCAAGCUGAAUAUGCAUAUGAAUGUUCAGAACGGGAAAUGGGAAUCUGAUCCUUCUGGAACCAAGAGCUGCAUUGGGACAAAAGAAGGCAUUUUACAGUAUUGCCAACAAAUUUACCCUGAACUGCAAAUUACCAAUGUCGUUGAAGCCAAUCAACCUGUAACAAUUCAGAACUGGUGCAAGCGGGGAUGGAAGCAAUGCAAGAGUCACCCUCACAUUGUAGUUCCAUAUAGAUGCUUAGUUGGAGAAUUUGUGAGUGAUGCUCUUCUGGUGCCAGAUAAAUGCAAGUUUCUUCACCAGGAAAGGAUGGAUAUAUGUGAAACUCACCUGCAUUGGCACACGGUUGCUAAAGAGUCCUGUAGUGAAAAGAGUAUGAAUCUACAUGACUAUGGUAUGCUUUUACCUUGUGGAAUUGACAAGUUCCGUGGUGUGGAAUUCGUUUGCUGUCCAGUCGCUGAUGAGAGUGAUAUUGUUGACUCUGCUGAGGCAGAAGAAGAUGACUCUGAUGUUUGGUGGGGUGGCGCAGAUGCAGACUAUGCAGAUGGCAGUUAUGACAAGGUAGCAGAAGAGCAGCUAACAGAAGAAGAGGACAUUGCAGAUGUGGAUGAUGAAAAUGCUGAUGACGAUGACGAAGAUGGUGAUGAGGCUGAAGAAGAAACAGAAGAUCAGUUUCAGGAAGCCACUGAAAGAACAACCAGUAUCGCUACAACCACCACCACUACUACAGAGUCUGUAGAAGAGGUUGUUCGAGAGGUGUGCUCUGAACAAGCUGAGACUGGUCCUUGCCGAGCAAUGAUCUCCCGCUGGUACUUUGAUGUGACUGAACGAAAAUGUGCACCAUUCUUUUACGGCGGAUGUGGUGGAAACCGAAACAACUUUGACACUGAGGAGUACUGCAUGGCAGUCUGUGGCAGCGUCAUUCCCACCACAGCAGCCAGCACUCCUGAUGCUGUUGACAAGUACUUGGAGACCCCUGGUGACGAAAAUGAGCAUUCCCAUUUCCAAAAAGCCAAAGAGAGGCUUGAAGCCAAGCACCGUGAGAGGAUGUCCCAGGUCAUGAGGGAAUGGGAAGAAGCAGAACACCAAGCAAAGAAUUUGCCAAAAGCUGAUAAAAAGGCUGUCAUACAGCAUUUCCAAGAAAAGGUGGAAUCAUUAGAACAAGAAGCUGCAAAUGAGAGACAACAGCUAGUGGAAACUCAUAUGGCAAGAGUGGAAGCUAUGCUCAAUGAUCGUCGCCGUAUUGCACUGGAAAAUUACAUCACAGCUUUGCAGGCUAAGCCACCCAAGCCUCGACAAGUGUUUAACAUGCUAAAGAAGUAUGUCCGUGCUGAACAAAAGGACAGGCAACAUACACUGAAGCACUUUGAACAUGUCCGUAUGGUGGAUCCCAAGAAAGCUGCUCAAAUCAGAUCUCAGGUUAUGACACACCUACGUGUGACAUAUGAACGCAUGAACCAGUCUCUUUCCCUCCUUUACAAUGUUCCAGCAGUUGCUGAAGAGAUUCAGGAUGAAGUUGAUGAACUGCUCCAGAAAGAGCAAAACUACUCUGAUGAUGUCUUGGCAAAUAUGAUUAGUGAGCCAAGGAUCAGCUAUGGAAACGAUGCCCUCAUGCCUUCAUUGACAGAGACUAAAACAACCGUUGAACUCCUUCCUGUUGAUGGGGACUUCAGCCUAGAUAAUCUUCAGCCUUGGCAUCCCUUUGCAGUUGAUUCAGUUCCAGCAAAUACUGAAAAUGAAGUUGAGCCAGUUGAUGCCCGGCCAGCUGCCGACAGAGGACUCACCACACGACCAGGCUCAGGAUUAACCAAUGUUAAGACAGAAGAGACUGCAGAAUUAAAGAUGGAUGCAGAGUAUAGACACGAUUCAGGAUAUGAAGUACAUCAUCAGAAACUGGUAUUCUUUGCUGAAGAUGUAGGUUCAAACAAAGGUGCCAUUAUUGGAUUAAUGGUGGGAGGUGUUGUCAUUGCAACAGUGAUUGUCAUUACUUUGGUAAUGCUAAAGAAAAAACAGUAUACAUCUAUCCAUCAUGGUGUAGUGGAGGUGGAUGCUGCAGUGACGCCUGAGGAACGCCACCUUUCAAAGAUGCAACAAAAUGGUUAUGAAAAUCCCACCUACAAGUUCUUUGAACAGAUGCAGAACUAGAACACCACAGCAGCCUCAUGAAUUGGACAGCAAAAUGAUUGCUUCACUGCCCAUCGGUGUUAAGAGAAUAAUGUGGAAACAAGCAAGAAAACAAACACUUUGUUUUAUUAUUUACUCAUUAUCGCCUUUUGACAGCUGUGCUGUAACACAAGUAGAUGCCUGAACUUGAAUUAUAAAAUCAGUAAUGUAUUCUCUCUCUCUCUUUCUCUCUCUCUCUUUACAUUUCAGUCUUUAAACUACAUUAUUAAUGAAUGUUUUUUGUGUACUGUAAAGUUUAGCUGUACCGAACUAGUGCAUGAAUAGAUUCUUUCCCAAUUAUUUAUCAUAUAGCUCCUUUAGGCAGUUGUAUAUUAUUCUUGUGAUUUGUGAUGGAGAAACAAAAACAGUCAUAAUUGAAAUAUGCUUUCAGAAUUGAUUGGGAUGCUUUCUGUGUAUGUGGGAUUGAGCUGCUUCUCUUUGCUGGGUUUUCUUCUUCUGAUCACUAUGCAUUUAAAAGUCGAUUAUAAUUUUUUCCCUCCUCCCUUUUUUUUAAAGAAAGGUAUUCCAGACGAGUUAAGAUUAUUUUCUUCUGCAGUUGCAUUUUAUUGUACAGAUUGUUGCUUCUGCUGUACUAGUGAAGUAGAAAUCAUGGGAAUACACAUUUGUUUCUUUGUGCCUGUUUUAUGUGCACACUUUAGGCAUUAAGGGGGUAAACUUUUUUCCAUGUAUCUUUUCAUCUUUAAAUAAAAAAAAUCCCUGUUAAUUGUGAGCACUUUUAUAGGGGCGGGGGUAGGGAAAGUGCCUGCUGGUUGAAAAAAAAAUUGAUGGGGAUCCUACAAAAGUUUCUGCAGGAUGAUUGUACAGAAUCAUUGCUUAUAUGAAUUGAUAGCUUUCUACACUGUGUUACAUAAAUAAAUUACAAAUAAAACCAUUGGACAAGAGUUUUAUUUGGAUGAAUAAAAAAGUAUUGGGAGGAGCUUUAACAGUUACCAUCGUUUGUUCAUACUUGGGGUUGGGUAGAUUUUUUUCCCCCUUCAAGUAGACCUGGAUCAUAGAAUUCCCGUUUUGAAUAUAGUGGAACAACAUGGCAGUGGGUAAGAGGGGUGUUUGCUUGGGCAUGCCUUCUCUCAAAAAUGUCUCUUUUUUGAGUUUGUAUAAUAGUGUUUUAAUGUAAAUAAAUACAUUCCUGGAGGAGUU
This is a messenger RNA of Pogona vitticeps (central bearded dragon), 3375 nucleotides long. The record is from RefSeq and is a predicted model, not a curated record. NCBI's taxonomy places the organism in Eukaryota, Metazoa, Chordata, Lepidosauria, Squamata, Agamidae.